GGCCCCAUGGCGCUGACAGGCUGGGUCCCGCUGCUCGUGGGGUUUCAAGUCCUUCGCUUGGCGCUUGGACAGUGUCCUGAGGAAUGUCAGUGCUCCAAAUCAGCCCAAGUGGUGUGCUCAGGAGCAGAGAUCACGCAACUUCCCAGCCCCAUCCCCGCCAACGCCAUGAGCCUGCAGAUAAUCAACACCCGCAUCGCUGAGCUGGGGGACACUCCCUUCGGCAACGUCUCCAUGCUGAUUGCGCUGAGAAUUGAGAAGAACGACCUGUCUCGGAUCAGCCCCAGAGCCUUCCAGGGCCUGGCUGCCCUGCGCUACCUCAGCCUGUCCAGCAAUAAGCUGCAAGAACUGCCCGUGGAGCUCUUCCAAACCUUGGGGAAACUCGAAUCGCUGCUGCUGUCGGGCAACCAGAUCCUGCACAUUCAGCCCUCCCACUUUGCCCAGCUCAGCAACCUCAAAGAGCUGCAGCUGCACGGGAACAACCUGCAUUCCCUCCCGGAGGGGGUGUUCGACCGGCUGCCCAGCCUCACCAAGCUCAACCUGGCCAAGAACAGCAUCGCCGCCCUCCCGGCCAAGGCCUUGCGGAGGCUGCCGAGGCUGCAGGUGCUCCGGCUGUACGAGAACCAGCUCCGUGAGAUCCCUGCGGGCGCCUUCGACAGGCUCCGGGAGCUGCAGGAGCUGGGGCUGCACCAGAACCAGAUCAGGCGCCUGUCGGCCGGGCUCUUCGCGCACAAUGGCCAAUUGCAGAAGCUCUUCCUGUCCAACAACGUGAUAGCAGCUCUGCCCCCGGGGGUCUUCCUGCACCUGCCCGAGCUCUCCAAGCUGACGCUCCAUGGGAACGCGGUGCGAAACAUCGCCCCUGGGGCCUUUGGGCCCAUGCCCAAGCUGAGCGAGCUGUGGCUCUAUGAUAACCAGCUCACCACCCUGCCAGACUUCGUCUUCAGCAACCUCACCCAGCUGCAGCUGCUGGUUCUGAGCAGGAACCAGAUCCACACCAUCUCCACCUUUGCCUUCCAGGGCCUGAGCGAGCUCCUGGAGCUGUCUCUGCACACCAACGCUCUGCGCACCUUGGACGGAGCGCUCUUGCAGGGCCUGCCCAAGCUGCAGAACAUCUCCCUGCAGAACAACCGGCUGCGGGCCCUGCCGGGGGACCUGUUCCAGAACGCCACUGGGCUGCUGAGCCUCCAGCUGCAGAACAACUCCCUGGAGAACCUCCCCGCAGGCCUCCUCGAUCCUCUGGCCCAGCUGCGCCACGUGAAGCUGCACGACAACCCCUGGCGUUGUGACGCCAGCAUCCUGGCGCUGAAGAACUGGCUCCGAGUCAAUCAGCUGAAGGUGGGGGACAGCCGGCCCGUGUGCGCCCUGCCGCUCCUCGUGAGGGGUGCCCCAGUUGUAUCAUUUGAUGAGGGGCACUUCUCCCCGGAGACCCCUUCUGGGGCCCCGACAUACGGGCCAAACCCCACCUCCUUUGGUCACCCAGAAACGUCACCCUACGCCCAUCCAUCCGACCAGGCUCAGGAGAAAGUUCCACCAACACCCUUCAGCCCCUCGCUGGCCAACCAGCCAAGCGCAGGGACGGAAAGUGGGUCCCUGACCAGGCCACCGGCCGUCCCUGGCGUCACCCAGAGGGGGCUGUGGGGCCUGACUCGCACUCAGAGCGGGGUGGUGGUCGCUGUCAUCACGCUGGGCUGCCUGGCUGUGCUCUGCACGCUGGUGGGGCUGGUAGCCUACAGCUGCAGGAAGAGGAGCCAGGUGGUCCUGAUGCAAAGGAAGGGGCAGAACAAAGCAUAG
Emys orbicularis (European pond turtle) is the source of this 1788-nucleotide messenger RNA. It is a transcript of the gene LRRC15, whose product is annotated as leucine rich repeat containing 15. The record is from RefSeq and is a predicted model, not a curated record. Gene Ontology annotation, molecular function: protein binding. NCBI's taxonomy places the organism in Eukaryota, Metazoa, Chordata, Testudines, Emydidae. The transcript has a single exon. The coding region runs from base 7 to 1788 and encodes 593 amino acids. Gene Ontology annotation, cellular component: extracellular matrix.